Molecule: messenger RNA, 1782 nt
Organism: Zymoseptoria tritici IPO323
Lineage: Eukaryota; Fungi; Ascomycota; Dothideomycetes; Mycosphaerellales; Mycosphaerellaceae
Product: putative FRE ferric reductase-like transmembrane component
Exons: 1
Coding region: 1-1782 (593 amino acids)
Biological process (GO): intracellular iron ion homeostasis; iron ion transport; copper ion import
Cellular component (GO): plasma membrane
Molecular function (GO): ferric-chelate reductase activity
Source: RefSeq, a predicted model, not a curated record
AUGGCAGCAGGUGCUUAUAAAAAAUCGCCCGCCGAAGAGGCGGCGGAGCGUGCGGCGGAAGAAGUCAACAACAAGAUGCUCAAAUAUACAGCCAUCACCUGGGCCGCCGUCAUAUUAUGCCUGCUCUUCUACCGAUGGGCCAUCUACUUCCUCCAACAUAUCCGUCAACUAGCCAAUCUCAACCACGGCACAUCCUCCGAUGGACGACAACGAUAUUUCAGCAUCCCCGAUUCCAAUUGGGCCAAGAUCAAGCGACAUCUCAUCGUUGCGCCUCUCUUCAACCGCCGACACAAUCGCGAAUUCCGCCUAUCCGCAGCCAUCAAUGUCGGAACUUUGCCCGGGCGCAUGCAGACUCUCUGGCUGGCCGGAUACUUUGCUCUCAACAUCACCUUCACCGUCUGGAAUAUCAACUGGAGCGAUGGGAAGGAAUUCCGGUCUCAAGGACUGUCAAGAAGCGGCAUUCUUGCCGUCCUCAACAUGAUCCCUCUGUUUGUCCUAGCCGGGCGAAACAACCCUCUCAUCUGGCUGCUCGGAAUCUCAUUCGACAACUACAAUCUGAUCCACCGCUGGUGUGGCCGGAUUGUCGUUGUCGAGGCCGUUGCUCACACUGCCUUCUGGAUGUCAGGCAAGCUUAUCACGUUGGGUGCCGACAAGGGCUGGGCGGCCAUGGGCGAGUCCAUGUCUCCCGCCCACGGCGACUUUAUCUUCAGCGGCACCGUCGGGUUUGCCGCCUUUUCCCUGCUGCUCCUGCAAUCGCCUUCCAUUGUGCGGCAUGCUUUCUACGAAAUCUUCCUCCACGUUCACAUCCUCCUCGCCUUGACCGCUGUCGUCGCCGUGUGGAUUCAUCUCAAGGAGAAAGCCGCUCAGACCCUACUCCUUGGCGCCGUAAUCUGCUGGGCAUUGGAACGUCUGAUGCGCGUAUACCUCCUCGUCCGCAACAACUUCUCCAAACGUGGCGUCACCAAAGCCGAGAUUGAAGCCCUCCCCGGCGAUGCUCUUCGCGUCACUCUCCGCACUUCCCGCCCUUGGAAGUUUCGACCUGGCCAACACAUCUACCUCUACAUUCCUUCCAUCGGGAUGUGGACGUCCCACCCUUUCUCCCUGGCCUGGUCUGAGGAAUCGUCCAACGUGUCCGGCGAGAAGGAUCUUCCCAUAUCCCGCCAAGACAUCUUCGCCGCUUCCACAAAAUCCACCUCCCUCAUCAUCCGACGCCGAACCGGCUUUACCAAUACCCUAUACCGCAAAGCCGAAGCCGCCUCCACGGUUGGACCACUCCAAACGACCGCUUUCGUCGAAGGGCCGUAUGGCAACCAAUCCUUCCAGUCAUAUGGUACCGUCAUGCUCUUCGCCGCCGGCGUGGGCAUUACGCAUCAAGUCCCUCACGUCCGGGAUCUCGUCGCAGCGUACGCCAACGGCACCGCUGCAACACGUAAAGUCGUACUCGUCUGGAUCAUCCAAUCGCCCGAACAUCUGGAAUGGAUUCGACCGUGGAUGACCCAAAUCCUCGGCAUGGAGAAACGCCGCGACAUUCUCAAAAUCCUGCUCUUCGUCACACGACCGCGGAGUACCAAGGAAAUCCACUCUCCUAGUGCGAGCGUGCAGAUGUUUCCUGGAAAGCCGGAUGUGUCUGCGCUGAUUGCCAAGGAGCAGGAGCGGCAGGUGGGUGCGAUGGCGAUCAGUGUCUGUGGUACUGGAGGGUUGAGCGAUGAUGUGAGGAAAGGAGCGAGGGAGAGAAUGGCAGAGACGGAGAUUGAUUUCUUUGAGGAGGCUUUCAGUUGGUGA